UGGGGAAUCUGACAACUUCCGCUUAGUUUUUCAUCCAGCCUAAUGGGGCAGAUAAGGGGGGUUGUCAGUCUCUAGUACUUGAGGGAAAAAGUGUUUGUUUAAGCUGUGAGAAGGAACUUAGGUUAUUUGUAGAUUCUUAUCAUUAAACAUGUCCUGCACUCUUUUAGAGUUUUGUCGCUUCCAAGACAUAAAAUCAGUGCGGGAUUUCCUCUUUCUUCAUCUGAAGGAAGAUAAAAAAGACACCGAUAACGAGCUUAACUGGGAGAAGGAUGACUGGGGUGCAUGGGAUGAUGCCGGCAUUAAAGAACCAGAAGACGAGGAGUCCUCCACUAACGCUCAGACUACUUCUUGGUUCCAAAACUGUGCCGUAUCUUUAUCACCGACUAAUGAUCUAAUGGUAUUAGCACAUGAACAGAAAGCUGUUUUUCUGUCUCCUAAAUGGAGAACGAAUGACAAAGGCCAAGAUGAAAUGCAGUAUUCUGUUACUUGGAGUGGCUCCUUGAAUGUGGAAGAAGGUGAAUGUGUAAGCAGUGUGAUUUGCAUACCUCUAGCAAGUCUGAAGAGAAGUUCUACAGGUCGUCCUGACUGGACCUGCAUUGUUGUAGGCUUUACAUCUGGAUAUGUUCGAUUUUAUACAGAGAAUGGUGUUUUGCUUCUUGCUCAACUUUUAAAUGAAGACCCAGUACUGCAGCUCAAAUGUCGAACGUAUGAGAUACCAAGACACCCAGGUGUGACAGAACAGCAUGAAGAAUUAAGUAUUCUAUAUCCUGUUGCGCUAGUGACAAUUGAUGGAUUUAGCCUAUUUCAGUCUCUCCGAGCUUGUCGUAAUCAGGUUGCACGAGCCGCAGCAUCUGGCAACGAAAAUGUUCAGCCUCCACCUCUGACAUAUAAAAAGUGGGGACUGCAGGAUAUUGAAACAGUGAUUGACCAUGCUAGUGUUGGUAUUAUGACAUUGUCUCCCUUCGAUCAAAUGAAGACUGCUUCGGUUUUGGGUGGUUUUAAUACCACAAUAAAAAGUACUCCUCCUGCAAUGUCGCAGUACAUUACUGUUGGAACCAAUCCAUUUACUGGCUUUUUCUUUGCUUUAGAGGGUAGUUCACAGCCUUUACUUUCACAUGUUGCCUUAGCAGUUGCCAGCAAGCUUACAACGGCAUUCUUUAAUGCAGCAAGUGGCUGGCUUGGAUGGAAGCAUAAACAUGAAGAGGAAACUUUGCAAAAACAAAAGCCAAAGGUUGAACCUGCCACACCUCUUGCUGUUAGGUUUGGGCUACCAGACUCUCGGAGACAUGGGGAAAACAUAUGCCUGUCUCCAUGUAAUACACUAGCAGCUGUAACAGAUGAUUUUGGAAGAGUGCUUUUACUGGAUGUUUGUAGAGGUGUGACAAUACGCAUGUGGAAAGGUUAUCGAGAUGCCCAAGUUGGUUGGAUACAGAUGGUUGAAGAUCUUCAUGAUCGAGAGACAGAAAAGGGAAAUUCCUCUCCUUUCAGUAAUACUACGUGUCCCAGUCGAGUGGCACAGUUUUUGGUAAUCUAUGCCCCAAGGCGAGGAAUCCUUGAAGUGUGGAGUACACAGCAGGGGCCUAGAGUGGGUGCAUUUAAUGUUGGAAAGCAUUGCAGGUUGCUGUAUCCAGGUUAUAAGAUCUUGGGCUUGAAUAAUGUCACUAGUCAAGGCUGGCAACCACAGACCUUUCAGAUUUGUCUUCUUGACUCGGUGUCUGGUAGUGUCAAGACUUUGAAUGUGCCUUUCCAUUUGGCUUUGAGUGACAAGAAGAGUGAAAGAGCAAAGGAUUUGCACUUAAUGAAGAAACUUGCAUCUCUUCUGAAAGCUAAAGAUGCAAAUCAAGAAAACCUCAGCAAGGAAGUCAAAGCCAUUCUUUUAGAUAUCAGAUAUCCUGCUACAAAAAAACAGGCACUGGAAAACAUAUUGGCCAGUAAACGCAUCUCACUGUCGUCGUUAAAUGACAUAGUACAGUCUCUGCUGCAUCAUUUACAGAGUCAAGAACCUGAAUGUGUAGAUGAAGGUCUGUUGCAGUUAUGUAUCAAUCAGGUGAAGCUGCUACAUUUAUAUACGUUCAUUAGUAAACUCAGUGUUCAAGAUAAAGGACAAGAGUUGCCUCUCUCCAGUAAGGAGUUAUCCACAUUACUGAGGAUGGAAGAAGAAGAAUUUUUCCGAAUUCAGAAGUUAUUAAAAACCUAUCAGCAGGAAAACACCAAACCAGCUGUCCGUUUUUCUGAAGAUUUUGAUAAAGAACUUUCUGUGGGCUGUUUUCUAGAAUCAUUAGAAUGUGAGAAGUGGAGUAUAACAGUGAAGAAGAUUGGAACAACAGACAGUAAUGCUCUAGGAAACUUUAUUUUCUGGAAAUUCCUUUGUGGAGAAAGUUGUAUGAGUGAUCUCUGUGAGACACUGAAGGCUGCAGGGUUCAGCCCUCAACAGCUACUAUCAUUGCUUCUGAGUGUGUGGCUGUCAAAAGAAAAAGAAAUUGUUGAGAGAAUGGAAGCUGUCCACUACCUACACAUCAUGCUGACUUUCCUAAGUAGUUUGAAAGGUGCUGUAGAUGAAGCUUGGGACGUUCAGUCUGUAUCGCCUUGGUGGCAGCAGAUGCGUACGAUCUGUAUCCAGGCUGAAAACAUUGGCGCUGCUUUGUUAGCUGCACGAGUUGGUUACUCCAUUGCAGUUAACCACAACAGCAUUUUGGCUAUAGAAAAUCCAGCAGCAGCAAAUACAGAGAUCAUGACAGAUUCUUGGGAGGCUCUGUCCCUUGAUAUGGAGCACUGGAUCCUUGUAUUAAAACAGCUGGAAGAUUGCCUCAUUUUGCAAACUCUGCGGUCCAUCAGAACUAAUAGAUCUACAGUGCCUACUACUAGUCAUUCAGAGCCACUUGGAAGACUGUCAGUGAAGGCAUUACUAGAAGGAGGUCGAGGAGCUUUUGCAGACAGUGUGGCAAAAUGGGUGUUUAAACAGAACCUGACACCAGACAUCCUGAUACAAGCACAACUCAGGCAUCAUGAAAGCAUGGAAGAGUCAGUGAAUGCAGAUCAUAGAACUUCAUCUAGUAGUACUUGCCAACAGACGGGUAUGGAGCAUGUAGUAGAACUGCUGAGACUAGCAUAUGAACGUUUUCCGUAUAGCUUAGAACCGGAUGUUUUCCAAGCACAUUGCUGUUGGGAAUAUGUUGUACAAUGGAACAAAGACCCAGAAGAAAGUGCCUUUCUGAUUCGUGCUGUAGAUCAUCUCAAGAGCAUUGCCAAUGCCCAUGUACAAUAUGGUAUUACUUUAAUGAUCUGGAAUACUUUUGUUGUAAAACGGUUAUCAUCUGCUGCUUAUCUGAUGGACAAGGUUGGAAAAGCUCCAAAAGAUAGACUGUGCAGGAGGGAUGUCGGUAUGAGUGACACUGCGAUGGCUUCAUUUCUUGGUUCUUGCACACACUUGCUGCAAAAACUGAUGGAGGCUGAUAUUAGCAGAGAUGAGAUGAAGAAACCACUACUGGACGUAGAAGACACAUGGGUUUCUGUAGAAGGACCAACCUCAAUUGUUGAACUGGCUCUGGAACAGAAGCACAUACAUUAUCCACUGGUUGAACACCAUUAUGUCCUAAGUGCCAUCCUGUAUGGAAUAAUGAGGUUUUGUCUGAAGUCUGUCAAACCUUUGGCUCUGUUUGAUAGCAAGGGCAAAAAUGCUUUCUUCAAAGACCUUACAUCAAUCCAGUUACUGCCAAGUGGAGAUAUGGAUUCUAGCAUAGUAUAUGCAAGGCAACAGUUUCUGUUUAAGGUCAUCAGUGCAGCAGUGAAGGCACUACCUCAAGCUCCAAAACCUAGUGAAAUCACGGAAGAGCAACCCAUGUGCAUGUCUGAGAAGGAUGAAGAUUGGCCUAGUCUGGCAGUAGAACUUGCCCAUCAAUUGCAGGUCAAUGAAGAUGAACUCAGGAGAUAUUAUGUAUGUGAACUUUAUAACAAUGGAAUUGACCAGCUGGGAGAAGAGGCCAUUUUCCAAGUAGCGGAUAAAGAAGUUCUGGCAUCACAAUUACUUGUACUAACAGGGCAAAGACUGUCUUAUGCUUUGCUACACACCCAGACAAAGGAAGGUAUGGAGCUUCUAGCCAGGCUGCCUCCAGUACUUUGCACUUGGCUCAAAGCAAUGGAUCCCCAGUAUCUUCAGAACACAGACGUACCUAUAGGAACCACAGCUAAGCUGGUGAACAAAGUACUAGAACUGUUGCCUGAGAACCAUGGCCAGUACAGUCUUGCACUACACCUGAUAGAUGCAGUAGAAGCAAUGUCUUUGUCAUGAUCAUAUUAUUAUCUAUUUAUGUGUUCGUGGACUGCAGUAGGAAGCCCUAUCACGUUUUGGUGACAUAAAGGAUUUUCACUACCUACACUGCAGUUAGAUUCCAGACUGAUGCAAUAUUGCAGCGCUGCUCACUCCAGUAUUGCCUCUUACUUCAGUGUGAUCAUGCAUCUAAACUAAUGUAUAGAUGCUGUGAAUUUUAAGUGUUCUUUUAGUAAUUACAGUUACCAUGAUUUGUAGAAUUGAAGUAACAAGACAGACAUGAGAAUGCUUUUGUUUCUAGUCAAAUGAGGGUCUAAUCUAAAAAAGAAAGCUUAAUUUUCACACUGCACUAAAACUUGAUAGUUAUUUGUUAUAAUUUCUUUUAUGCAAAAAGGCAUUAUUACAUAGCAUAUAUGAUUGGUUCCUACUGUGGUUUCUGUGACUGCAUACGUAGCAGACUUUACACACAAGAAACUUUUACUGGUGGCAACCACCUUUCUUCUCAGAUUGAGUUUAGAAGGCGAGGCAUCUGAUUGUCUUGGAAAACUACCAAACUAAUGUUCAAGUCAGAGAAAUUUCACCUGUUAAUUUGCUUUAUUUAUUGCUUUUUAAGAAGUGCAUGUCUGAAUUUUAUAUAUAAAUGUAAUCUUGUUUAAAAAUUUAAAAACUAAAGUUUACAGAUGAUUAAUGUCUUUUUGUGGAGUGUAUGAAAGCCAUACAGUAUACAGGCAAGUAAAUGCUGCAGACUUAAUAUAUGCAUUAAAUUAUAACACUGCACUAAAGCUGUAAUUAAUGUCUGUAGGUAGGGGAUUCAUUUUCACAUGUGAGAUUGAGGGGUAGAAGUAUUAAGGCCAUGCAAGAUAAAUAUUUUGAAGGGAGGUUUGUACAGAGAAUAGGAACUGUUUCAGUCUCCAGUAGUGAUUUGUUAAUGCAUUAAGUGACAUGCCUUCACAUCCAUAUGGGAGCGGCAGCAGUAAAUUGUUACUGUAAGCUAGCUUCUUUGCACAUUUAGCAGUGAUUUGCCAUUAUUUUAAAAUUAAGUUCUACUAGGAGCAUAUUUUUAAUCUGAGAAAUUGUGGUAGCCUGAUUAAUGACCACAUAGUUGGGUCACAGAUGAUGGAGAUAAGAGUAAAGUCUUUAGUAAUACAAUGUGAAGGUAGUGGAACUUGAUUUAAUACUCCAAGAGAGAGGGAGAUAAACAACCAACUCAGUAAUGAACAUUCCAGAAUUUGUGGUGAAGGGCAUCUCUUCCAUUUUCAAGAAAGAAGCAGGCUUCUUCUUUAUCCUGUUUAGAUAGAAUGAUCAUUGUUGUGGUUUGGGAACAGUGUACAGGUAUAAGAAUUAUAAAUUGAGUUAUUGUACUAUGAUCAUUUUUUUGUUUCAGUUUCACGGCAUCCUAACAUCAGAGGGUACACAGAAAGUAGCUUUCUUUGGAGAGUGAGGUAGAAAACAUAGGGCAGUUAAGUGGUCUGGCUAGCCUAAAGGCAGUGCAUGUCUGUGAAUAACUAGUAAAAAUUCAUUAUUGAGACUACUUUCUUCACAGUCGUACAUCAGAAAUGUGCUCUGAAAGUGGCCAUCCUGUUUUUGGAGGCAAACUGUUUAUGAAAGCAGAAAAUAGUUACAUUAUUCAUGCAAAACAGUCAUAGAUAUGGUUAUUGGAGUGGGGCAGGAUUCAUGGAUAUGUGUCCAAGGGCAACAAGUGGAAAUAAAUUUCUAUGGACAUUGUUUUUUUUUUUUUUCACUUUCCUCAGAAACAUCAGUGGUGUAUACAGAAGAUGGAUGUCGUUUGGUGGUUGGGGUGAGGAGGCAAGCUGUACCAGAAAAGCACAGGGUUGGUAGAUAAUCAUUAUUGAUUAAAAAUAUUAUGGCUUGUUGGGAGGCAUUUUAUUGUGCCUAAUAACAGCAAGUUGAAAUAUGACACUAUGCCCGUUGUAUUUUUUAUUUCUCGUUAAUGAGAUAUAAAAAAGUGUUCAUAAUGAGGUAAUCAUUUUUGGAAGGGCGGUUGAUGUAUGAAAUUAAAGGGCAGCUAUAGGAUCACUUCUCAGUGAUUAUUGUCAUGGUUUGUUGGGGGAAGUAACAGUGAAAAGGCAAUAUUUCCAUUAUAUUUGUGAAAACUACGUUGUCAGUGGUGGUGUGUAUUCUUUCAGAAGAGGUGCAUUCCACUAGAAGAGUAUGCAUGUGUGUUUUUUAACCAAUAAUCUUAUUAGAAGUCCCUGAAUUUCUUAAUGUAAAGUACCUUAAGGCAAAUGAAAUUUAGCUAGUUAUAUGCAUUUAACAUAUUCAUUGUUUCAGUGGCUUUUGUUGUCACGGUCUGACAUUAUACCAAGUUUCCACCUGAGGGUUAUGUGACCACUGCCCACAGAGCUGGUUGAACUAGGUGUCCAGAAUAUGUGCGUGCUAAGUCAUCAUUAAUCUAGAAGUAAAAAAUAAUUUUUACUUCACCAGCCAAAGCAACAUUACAGCUACUGAAUACAGGGAUAGGUGUAGACUCCCUUCUAAUGAUAAGGGCAUUUUGCUUACAUGUAAAUCAAGAUUAAAAUGCAGUAAAAUCCUUGAGUAGAAUGACCUAGAUUGUGUUUUAUACCCAAGUAUCUUAUUAAGAGUCCUUAUUUUUAUUGUAAACUGCCUUAGAAGGAUUGACUUAUAACCUCAUGUACAGUCAUUAAAGCCAGUGUUUCAGAUGUUUUAUUUUUAAUCACAGACUAUCACUGUACCCAUUGUCUACCUGGGGAAAGUUUGAACAUUGUAAAAGUCUAUGAAAAAUAAUGCCUGGAAUAUAUGUGCACUAAGUACUCAUUUGACCAGAAGUAAAAAUUAAAUUUUA
Molecule: messenger RNA, 7091 nt
Organism: Protopterus annectens (West African lungfish)
Lineage: Eukaryota; Metazoa; Chordata; Ceratodontiformes; Protopteridae
Gene: RAB3GAP2
Product: RAB3 GTPase activating non-catalytic protein subunit 2
Exons: 35
Coding region: 149-4288 (1379 amino acids)
Biological process (GO): regulation of GTPase activity
Source: RefSeq, a predicted model, not a curated record